Messenger RNA from Trifolium pratense (red clover), 2026 nucleotides. RefSeq names its product lysine histidine transporter-like 8. The transcript has 5 exons. The coding region runs from base 174 to 1703 and encodes 509 amino acids. The record is from RefSeq and is a predicted model, not a curated record. Gene Ontology annotation, cellular component: plasma membrane. Lineage: Eukaryota; Viridiplantae; Streptophyta; Magnoliopsida; Fabales; Fabaceae.
ACUACUUUUUUUUUUUUUUUUUUACCGUAGUACCACCAUUACUAUAUAUAACCAAAACCUCUGCAAUUGAUAUUGAUAUAAAAAAAAAACCAUCUGCAAUUGAAUUUCAUCUUCAAUCACAAGCCCAAAACAGCCUCAAUUUUUUGUAUACAAUACAAUUACGACGUAGAGACAUGGCAGAAGUACAUCAUCAUGACGAUGAAGAUGAAUAUUUGAGAUCAGAAUUAGCUCUGUUACAAUUCUCUGAUGCUAAUUUUAAAUCUCCAUUAUCUCCAACUCUGUUCAUAGAUAUUCAUGAUGAACCAACCACUAAUUCUGGCUCUGAAUCAGACUCAUCAUCAUCAUCACAAAGUGAGCAAGUUGAGCAUCCAAAAGAUGAGUGGCUUCCAAUAACAGAAUCAAGAAAUGGAAAUGCAUAUUAUGCAGUUUUUCAUAUUCUUAAUUCAAACAUUGGAUUUCAAGCUCUUAUGCUUCCUGUUGCCUUUGCUACUCUUGGUUGGGCAUGGGGUAGUGUAUGUUUGUCAAUAGCAUUCAUCUGGCAACUUUACACAAUAUUUUUACUAAUUGAACUUCAUGAAUCUGCUUCUUCUGGAAAACGUCACAGUAGAUACCUCUUCCUUGCUAUGUCUGCCUUUGGGGAUAGGUUAGGAAAAUUAGCAGCACUAUUUCCAGUAAUGUACCUAUCAGGAGGUACUUGUGUCAUACUUAUAAUCACGGGUGGCGGGACAAUGAAGCAAUUGUUCAAGAUUCUUUGCGAAAAUGAUAAUGGAGUUCAGACGUGUAGUGCGCACUCACUGAGCGGGGUGGAGUGGUUCCUUGUGUUUACUUGUGCUGCCAUACUUGUUGCUCAGUUGCCUAAUCUCAAUUCAGUGGCCGCUGUCUCUCUGUUGGGGGCUGUUGCUUCAAUCACAUAUUGCACACUAUUUUGGUCACUUUCUGUUAAGAAGGGUAGGCCAGAAGGUGUGUCCUACAGUACUACAUUGGUGUCACAAGAAUCAACCAUGGUGAAGAUUAGUGACAUUAUCAAUGCUAUAGGAAUUAUUGUGCUAUCUUUUAGAGGGCACAAUGUUGUGCUAGAAAUACAGGGAACACUUCCUUCAAAUUUCAAAGAAACAUCAAAAGAACCAAUGCGCAGAGGAGUCACCAUUUCAUAUAUACUCAUUGCCGCAUGUGUCUUUCCCCUCGCAAUUGCUGGAUUUUGGGCAUACGGAAAGCAGAUACCUGAUCGAGGAUUGUUAAUGGCGUUCCCACAAUUCCAGAAACAAGAAGUAACAAAAUUCACAAUUGGUGCAAUAUAUGUUCUAGUCAUACUACAUUGUUUGUGUAGCUUCCAAGUCUAUGCCAUGCCCGUUUUUGACAAUCUGGAGUUAAAAUACACAACCAUAAAGAAUAAAAAAUGUCCACAAUUUGUGAGAACAUGUUUUCGCUUACUCUUUGGAGGAUUCACAUUUUUUAUAGCGGUCACGUUCCCUUUCUUGCCAAGCCUUGCAGCUCUCCUCGGUGGAAUUACCAUUGUGCCCGUCACAUAUGCAUACCCUUGUUUCAUGUGGCUAGCAAUUAAGAAACCUCGUACAAAAGGUGCAAUAUGGUGCUACAACCUCAUACUUGGUUGCUUAGGGAUGGUUCUUAGUGCUCUUUUGGUGGCUGCUGCUAUAAGGAAUUUGGCUGACAAAGGAUUACAUGCUAACUUCUUCAAACCAUAAUAAAGGAUAAAUAACUAUCUAUGAUUAAUUUUUUUGAGAAAAAUAGCGCCCUAAUGACAAGAAUUUUAGGUUCGAUAACAUGUGGACAAAGCCAUCAACCGUAGACAAAGUUAGUCGGAAGAAUCCAUGAUUAUUUAUUAUUUAGCAAUAAUUUAUUGUUUUUCAAUCCAAAGUAUAUAUUUCUGAAUCACCUACCCUACCAUUAAGAUGUGCCCUAAUUUUGAAAGUGUACAUAUAGCGAGGUUAGCGUUGUGAUAUUGGCUGUCAAUUUUUCAUCAAUAUUGCUUGAAGAAAUGGACUAUACGAUCAAUAUAUUCACCAAA